AGCGCACGGGCAGCCAAUAGCAGAUGAGCUUGGGCAUUGCAGAGUCCAGGUGAGGGCUUCGGAGACGGCCGAGCCCCCGGCCACCUCCGCCAUGUCGGUGUUCGCCUCCUUUGGCUUCACCGAGGAGCAGGUGGCUUGCGUGUGCGAGGUGCUUCAGCAGGGAGGCAGCAUCGAGAGGCUGGGCCGGUUCCUGUGGUCCCUGCCGGCCUGCGACCACCUGCAGAAGAACGAGAGCGUCCUGAAGGCCAAGGCCACCGUUGCCUUCCACCGGGGCAACUUCCGAGAGCUCUACAAGAUCUUGGAGAGCUGCCACUUCUCGGCGCAGAACCACCCCAAGCUGCAGCAGCUGUGGCUGAAGGCGCACUACACCGAAGCCGAGAAGCUGAGGGGGCGGCCCCUGGGGGCCGUGGGCAAGUACAGGGUCCGCAGGAAGUUCCCACUGCCCCGCACCAUCUGGGACGGAGAGGAGACCAGCUACUGCUUCAAGGAGAAGUCUCGGGGUGUUCUGCGGGACUGGUAUCUGCACAAUCCCUAUCCCUCCCCUCGGGAGAAGAGGGAGCUGGCGGAGGCCACUGGACUGACCACUACCCAGGUCAGCAACUGGUUCAAGAACCGAAGGCAGAGGGACCGAGCGGCAGAGACCAAGGACAGGGAGAACGGCGAGAACUCCAACCCUCAGGGCCGGCAGCCGCACCGCCAGGCGCAUGGCGCUGGCCUCAGCCUGAGCAGCUCGGACGAAGAGGAUGUGUCGCCAGAGCUGAGCCCCGACCCUCGGGCUGGCACCCCCGGAAUCUUGUACCCCGGCGGCCUCCACGCCCAGCCCUUGGACUCGGUCCUGCCGCUGGGCAGCCCUGUUCUCCAGCUGCCCCAGCAUCUGCAGGCCUCCAUCCUGGGGCCCCUCACCUCCAGCCUGGUUGACCUUGGCUCGUGA
Hypanus sabinus (Atlantic stingray) is the source of this 931-nucleotide messenger RNA. RefSeq names its product homeobox protein six1-like. The transcript has 3 exons. Lineage: Eukaryota; Metazoa; Chordata; Chondrichthyes; Myliobatiformes; Dasyatidae. The record is from RefSeq and is a predicted model, not a curated record. Gene Ontology annotation, cellular component: nucleus; transcription regulator complex. The coding region runs from base 92 to 931 and encodes 279 amino acids. Gene Ontology annotation, biological process: regulation of transcription by RNA polymerase II. Gene Ontology annotation, molecular function: DNA-binding transcription factor activity, RNA polymerase II-specific; RNA polymerase II cis-regulatory region sequence-specific DNA binding.